Molecule: messenger RNA, 1749 nt
Organism: Sordaria macrospora k-hell
Lineage: Eukaryota; Fungi; Ascomycota; Sordariomycetes; Sordariales; Sordariaceae
Biological process (GO): protein dephosphorylation
Molecular function (GO): protein tyrosine phosphatase activity
Source: RefSeq, a predicted model, not a curated record
AUGGACCACUUUCCGCGACUACGCCCGCAUCGGCGCAAAAGAGACAUCACCGCCCCCAGUUUGAUCACCACACCUACCACCAUCUCCAAGUCAGAUAGUACCUCUGAGAAGACCGAGUCUCCAGCUUCAGCUGAAUUACCUACUCCUACCGCCGCUCCUUUGCCACGUCCUGUCCAUAAGCUCAGUCCGUUUCGAGUAUUCUCACGUUCUUCCAAGAGAGCCCGCGAGGCCUCUCCCACUUCGCACAAACAGACACCUUCUACCGCCGCCGUUAUGGCCCCUAACGGUACCGCAGACCUUUCUGCCUCGCCGGCCGAGAGCAAGAUGUCAUUAGGGCAACAACUUAAGAAUGACGGCCGGCCCAAGAUGCCCUCUUUCCUGGAACUAAGCGAUUCUGAAAUCGAGAACAGGUUCCAAGAGAUCGUCUGGCUCGAGCGCAAGCGUAUCCUAGAAGCGACACAGAAUCCCUCUCGAGAUUUCAGAUGGGCCCGAGUAAUGGGACCGCACCUUCGGCUGCUCGACAGAUAUGGCAACAUACAACCCUGGCACAACAACCGAAUCAAACUCCAGGUGCCCGAGGGUAAGAUCGACUACAUCAAUGCCUCGCCCAUUGUCCUGAACCCGACAGUUCUCACCACGGCCGAUGGCGAAGCGAGCAGCACACAAGAGCCGGAUCGCUACAUUGCCAUGCAGGGCCCCAAACGGUGUACUACCGACCAUGUAUGGCGCAUGGCGGUUGAGCAGCUCGAGAGCCCGGGCGUGAUCGUUAUGUUGACCGAGACUCACGAGGGCGAAUAUGAGAAGUGCUACCAGUACUUCCCCCGAACACCAGAGGAUCCUCCACUGGAAAUCAACGAGCGGGACGAGUUCGGCGAUGGCUUCCGUGCCACAAUUCGGUGCGCGGAGAUCGAGGAUACCCCGGCCGGUGAUGCGAUCGAGCUUCGCAAGAUGGUGAUCCAUGUUCACAAGCCGAAGUCGAGGAAGAGCAUGGACAGCAAGAGCAACGGGUCUCAGAGCAAAAGGCAAACUCCCGAGCCGGAAACCGAAACCACUGAGGAGCCUAACAUCACGUCACCUCUCACCCAAAUGGCAAAAGAGACGGAAGUAAACCUUACGAUCAGUGAACCAGGAGAGACAGUAGGCCGGAACUCUGGAGAGGAGGAAGUCGAAGAGCGCAUCGUGUGGCACUUCCUCUACAAGAAGUGGCCCGACUUUGGCGUCCCGGACCUGUCCGAUCUCGACAGCUUCUUUACACUCAUGGCGCUAUCCCGCGAAAAGAAUGCCGGCCCGCAAAACCCUCGUAUCGUCCACUGCAGCGCAGGCGUCGGCCGCAGCGGUACCUUCAUAGCGCUGGAGCACCUCAUGCGGGAGCUAGACGUCGGAGUGUUGGAGAACUGGGACGAGCGGUGCGCCGCUGCCGCUGGCGGCGAGUCCUCCUCGUCUACGCCUUCUGCAAGAACGUCGCAGGAGGAAAUCAUGUCACCCACGAGCAGCACAAAGGGCGCAGAGGACAACGACUUGAUUUUCCAGGUGGUCAACCAGCUCCGAGAGCAGCGCAAGACAAUGGUGCAGGCCGAGAGCCAGUACGAGUUUAUUUACCAGGUCAUGCGCAAGCUGUGGCUGGAUAAGUAUGGAGGCGACGAUGGUGGUGGUGGCUCGAGGUCCUCGGGAGAGAGGGCGUCUAAGAGGCUGGAGGUUGAUCCUGGUGAUCCCUUCUAUGUGAACGGCUACUCGAACUCGAAGAAGUAG